GAAGCUUUAGAGAGGAUGAGUGGGACCGAUGCGGGGAAUACAGCUAAAAUAGCGGUGUGGUGGGACAUGAAGGACUGUCCGGUUCCAGAGGGUAUUGAUGCUCAUCGUGUUCGUCCGAGCAUAGAAGGUGGGUUCAGACAACUAGGCUACUCUGGUCCUGUCUCCAUCAGAGCCUAUGGAGACCACAAACAAACCCCUGACCACCAGCUACAAGCUCUCUCUUCCACUGGAGUCGCGGUGGUACAUAUCAGAUCUGAAAGCACGUGCGCAGUCAUGUAUAUGGAUAUGGUGAAAUGGCGAGAGGAUAAUCCUCCUCCGGCUACAAUGAUGAUGAUAACCAAUCAGAUGCUAGAUGUUUUCCAUUGGGAUCUGGCCCGGCUUCAACAACGCACGACUUACAACCUUUUUCUGGCUUAUUCAGUCCAACCUCGCGCAGUAUUGUACGUUCACACUCGUAAAGAGUGGCUCUGGGAAAAAUUACUACUUGGGACGACUGCGGCCGUGACAAGCAGCAGCGCAGACACGGCGGAUGAUGCCGUGUUUCACUGCAAAACGUGCUCUUUGGAUUGCCUAAGCCUUAAGAGUUUCAAGGAGCAUCUCUCCACUAAAAAACAUGCACUAGAAGAGGUUUUACACCCUACGCCUACACAAAUCAUAUCUGUAACGAGCAAGUGGGGAAAGAACUAUGCUGCUACGCCUGAAUAUGCGACAGCUAAAAUCCAUGUGUGUUGGAACAUGUCUGAAUGUCCUAUUCCCGACGGUUACGAUGCUCGUCGGGUCCGUCCCAGUUUGGAAGGAGCGUUCAAGGAACUAGGCUAUUCUGGUCCUGUCUCCAUCACUGCCUAUGGUGACCAUAAAAAAACCCCCAAAGGCCACCUUGAAGCCCUCUCUUACACUGGAAUCGAUGUUGCACAUGUCAUUCAGGAAGUCAUAUUCUCGCGCAUGUCUAGAGAUUUGAGGAAUUGGGGAUAUGACAAUCCCGCUCCGGCUACAAUGAUGAUCAUAUCGGAUGGCGCUGAGUAUGUCUUUGGAGAUACUAUUGCCCGGGAACAACAAUUUAAUAAGUACAACCUGUUUUGGGCUUAUUCUUUUAGGCCUCUGAAAAUGUCAAUCCUGCUCACUUCUGCCGAGUGGCUCUGGGAUAGCUUACUUGCAGUUUCAGAGACAAGAAGACAUGAUUUCCUUCGGAAGUGCAGUGGAAGUAGUAUUGAAAGGGUUGGUGAAUCUGCCGGAAUGUUUUAUUGCAAAGUGUGCUACUCUGAUUUCAAAAUCCUGGAUGAAUUCAUCAGACAUCUCUGGACUUUAAAUCAUCUCUGUGAUGAGGAGGAUAUUCGUGAUCGUCUUCGACAUAACAACAACCAGAGACUGCUAUCGCUUGCGGCAAGUGUUUUUUUCUUAAUGAUAAGUUUCUAAUAGAUUUUACAACAGAGACACCAACACUGUUUUUUUUUUUUCCAUUUUGUAGAAAGCUCUUUUCCCAGAGAGCAAGCUGGUUGAAGAAAGCUGCCCAGAAGAGGUUGCGACUGAAGAAGUGAUCAGAGUUAUCCUAUGAACCUAUCUUUAUUUUUCUUGUUCUGGUCUUAUGUUUCUCUGCUUGAAGUACUUUAGUUACUUUUCGGACUUACUUUUUUCUCGCUUGUUUAAUUCACCAAACAAUAUAAGUUUAAUCGUGUUACUGUAUGUGUAUUUGCAAUGGGCCUAACGGUUAUUAUUUUAGUGUUUCUUUACGAUGCUACAUUGAAUCUUUUUGUGUAUUAAACCUUCUUUCUUUAUA
Molecule: messenger RNA, 1774 nt
Organism: Raphanus sativus (radish)
Lineage: Eukaryota; Viridiplantae; Streptophyta; Magnoliopsida; Brassicales; Brassicaceae
Exons: 6
Coding region: 16-1413 (465 amino acids)
Biological process (GO): regulation of gene expression
Cellular component (GO): peroxisome
Molecular function (GO): RNA nuclease activity
Source: RefSeq, a predicted model, not a curated record